AAUGAAGGCAACAGAUGAAUGGGCAAAUAAGACAAUGAAACAUGGAAGAUAUGCAACCUUGGUUAAUGCAGCAAACAAGCUGGUACAUAGGUUCCACAAGGUAGGAGUGUACCCCCUGCUACUCCUCAGCAAGAGGAAGAAGGAUAACAUUUUGUCGUCAACUGCACUGUGUCCUCACAGUGGUAUGAUGAAUCAGACCUCAAUGGCAGCAAUCCAAAGGUUGUAUGCGGCAAUUGUGAAAGUGGCAAUCAACACCCAUACCCCCACACUACAACCCUCUAACCCUCCUCCUGUUGCUGCCCAAGAACUGUCUGUUACAGUUGCCCCUCAGGAGACCAGCUACACCCUCAACAUCACCCAGGUUGAAACCCCGAUAUCCCCCACCGCCCAGGAGACCAGCUGCACCCCCAUUCUCAACCAGGUUGAACCCCCGAUAUCCCCCACCGCCCAGGAGACCAGCUACACACCCAUCCUCAACCAGGUUGAACCCCCAAUAACCCCCACCGCCCAGGAGACCAGCUACACCCAAACCAAACCAAAUAAGACAGGGAGAAAGUCCUAUCACCCUCAAAGAACCCUCCAACCCGCUGAGCAUGACACAGUCAACCCCAUCCAACCCCGACCAAGGAAGAGGAAAUAUGACUACAUGCAAAAAGAGUGUCCAGUGCAUCCGGGGCAAACGAUUUUCCCUAUUCUCAAGAUUCUUGCCAAUAGAACUUCAAAGGAGGGUCAGGAGCAGAAAGUGAGGUGGAAGCCAUGCUCUGGAUGUGGCAAGAAAUGGGACGAUGAAUGGAUCAAGGCCGAGGACCGGGUUUCUCCAGUUUAACCUACUUUAUGCACAAAUGUAUUUCUCACUCUCCCUUCACAUGUAUCCCUGUCAAUCAUAAAUGGUUGGCCAAAUUCACCAUUGAAACAUUCAUGGAGCAUCAGCAUGCCAACCAUUUGAUCUCAAUCAGUUUCAUGAGAAUAUGCAUUUAGAUAUUCUUCAUAUAAAGUGAGCUACAUAAGUAUUGCAACAGUGACACAUUUUUUGUUGUUUUGGAUCUGUACUACAGAACUUUGUAUUUGAAAUAAUACAAUGACUGAGGUUAAAGUGUA
Messenger RNA from Salvelinus sp. IW2-2015, 1098 nucleotides. The record is from RefSeq and is a predicted model, not a curated record. NCBI's taxonomy places the organism in Eukaryota, Metazoa, Chordata, Actinopteri, Salmoniformes, Salmonidae.